GAGCUGUCAUGGCCGCCCCCGAAGAAAACAUGUCAGGGCAGCAUAAAACACAGAGAAGUAUUUGAAACGGUUUGUCGAAUAUAUUAUAGAGGAUUUUUCGAUCAUUGAGCGUGAGUGCAUUCAGAUGGCUUUAGUCAGCAUUCGCUCCUGUGGCCGUUGUGGUUUUCUGCUGGGUCUCCGUGCGUAUGCCACUCGACCAGUUGGCACCCCAAGAAAGCGGGAGCAGCAAGAUGACACCCCCGUGUUCCAAUAUGUUGGUCAACACAGGAAGCCCCAAGGAAAGGUGUUUGUGUGGGGCUUCAGCUACACUGGAGCUUUAGGGAUCCCAAGCUUUGUAGUGCCGGACAGUGGCAGAAAAAAGCCCAGGAAGUACCAGCUCACACCUUACCGCCUGGAUACUGAACAGAAGAUUUCCUCAGCAGCCUGUGGAUAUGGUUUCACCUUAUUGGCGUGUAAUAGCAGAGAUCUGACCAAACUGUGGGGCAUGGGCCUUAACAAAGACUCCCAGCUGGGCUUUCAACGUACUCAACACGACCGACAUAAGAGUUACGACUAUGUCCUGGAACCAUCUCCAGUGUCUCUUCCGCUGGUGAACCCUCAGGAGACACGAGUGCUGCAGGUCUCAUGUGGACGUGCUCACUCGCUGGUGCUCACAGACUCUGAGGGAGUUUUCAGCAUGGGUAAUAAUGCUUAUGGGCAGUGUGGGAGGAAGAUUGUGGAGGAUGAAGUGUACAGUGGCAGUCACGUUGUUCACAAGAUUGAAGGCUUUAACAGUGGAGUCACGCAGGUGGCUUGUGGGCAGGAUCACAGUCUGUUUCUAACAGACAGAGGCUCAGUGUACGCCUGUGGGUGGGGGGCAGACGGACAAACAGGUUUGGGCCAUCACAGCAAGGCCUCCUGUCCAGUGCCCGUCGGAGGAGAUCUGGCUGGGGUCAAAGUUCAGCAGGUGGCCACAUAUGGAGACUGUAGUUUGGCCGUGUCCACGGAGGGGCAGGUUUUUGGUUGGGGAAACUCGGAGUACCUGCAGCUGGCCUCUGUCACUGAGGCCACACAGAUGAGCUCUCCACGGCUGCUGCCCCUGAGGGGUGUGGGUCGAGUCAGACAGGCGGCAUGCGGAGGAACACAGGUGGCUGUACUGAACGAGGAAGGAGAGGUGUUUGUUUGGGGUUUUGGAAUCCUGGGAAAAGGCCCGAAGCUUUCAGAGUCUGCAAUCCCAGAAAGAGUGCCAGCCACAUUUUUUGGGAGGUCAGAGUUCAACCCUACAGUGAAAGUCUCGUCCAUCCGCUGUGGACUCAAUCACUUUGCAGCCAUCACAGAUCGAGGUGAGCUGUUUGUUUGGGGUAAGAAUGUGAGAGGAUGUCUCGGCAUUGGGAAACAUGAUGACCAGUAUUUUCCGUGGAGGGUGACGGUGCCAGGCCACGUGACGGAUGUUGCCUGUGGUGUUGACCACAUGGUAGCGCUGGUCAAAACAAUCAUAUGAGAGACUGUUAUGGCAAAUCUGGCCUAUUUUUCGGGCACUUCAGUGAACACCAUCAGCAUGCCACGUUUCAUUAUUUCUCCAGAACUUUGGACUUGUUAAAGGCCCUCACUAAGGAGUCUUCAUGUCACACUGAAUCAAGCAAGCCAAGGCUGUGUUUAAGGUAACAUGGAAAUGCAACACCUCCUCUGCUGGUGACAGUGCUGACCUCAAAAAUAGACAUGGGUGUGACUCCUAAAUAACUCGAGUCCUCUUAAUGAAUCUGAUGUUAGCUACUUGGACAUUUUGGAAGUUUCCUCUAAAUGUUUUGCCACAUUGUCAACACCUGAAGUGGACACUGUAUGCUCAAAGCCACAUUAUCUGUGCUGUUCCUAGAUCUGCUUUUCGUGUUAAAUUCAACAAGCCUAUAUAUUAUAAAAUAAAAUGAUAC
Messenger RNA from Sinocyclocheilus grahami, 1907 nucleotides. It is a transcript of the gene rcc1l, whose product is annotated as RCC1 like. The record is from RefSeq and is a predicted model, not a curated record. Lineage: Eukaryota; Metazoa; Chordata; Actinopteri; Cypriniformes; Cyprinidae. The transcript is spliced from 13 exons. The coding region runs from base 125 to 1480 and encodes 451 amino acids. Gene Ontology annotation, molecular function: rRNA binding; guanyl-nucleotide exchange factor activity. Gene Ontology annotation, biological process: positive regulation of mitochondrial translation. Gene Ontology annotation, cellular component: mitochondrial inner membrane.